Molecule: messenger RNA, 1983 nt
Organism: Asterias rubens (European starfish)
Lineage: Eukaryota; Metazoa; Echinodermata; Asteroidea; Forcipulatida; Asteriidae
Exons: 2
Coding region: 275-1768 (497 amino acids)
Source: RefSeq, a predicted model, not a curated record
GCUGUAGAGAACUGGUACCCGGUAUUCUCAUCGUGAUGAUCUCAUUUGUUACAAUGAUCUGCAAAACGGCACCACCUAAAACAACAGGUAUUUCCGAAUGUGAUUGUUGAAUGGCAGCGUUGAACAGAAACUGUACGCCAGAUUUUAACGACUUAUAAUAAAGGUACAUGUGCUGAAAUUCAACAUGUUGCCUCUCCAUUAAGAUGCUGUGAAACUCAGUGAAACCAUCCCUCACCAUGGUCUCGUGAAACAAUUUCACUAGAAAUACUUGAGAAUGGCAGUGGACGAUGACCCAUCCAUGGAAAACCAAAGCAAAGAUGCUACAUUAACCAGCACCAAGGAUGUACAUGUAGUAUCUGAAACACAAUGUGAAAAGUUUACGUCCCAAGACCAAGAAAGGAAAUGGUUUGAUAAUCUUCUUGAUAACAGUCCGCAAGACGAUAAUCUGGAAUCGUUCUUAAACUGUGUAAGCUGGGGCGAGGCUGCGAUUGGUUGGAGGCUCGCCAUUCCAAAUGCCACCUACAUCUCUCGCGUUCCAGAAUCCAACUCUAGAAAAGAUGGAGAGAAAGAGAAAGAUGGAAAAAGUAAGAACUCUCUAAGACUGAGUCCAUUUGAUCGAGAUCAAUCUUGGAAGAAGUGUGUCGAACCAGGAACCUACAGGUAUAUUCAUAAAGCAGCUCAUGGUAAACUGCUUAAGAAAAGCAAGUUUAAUAAAGGCCCAGUAAAGAGACCAAUGGACGCUCAUCUUCAAGAGCAUAUAAGAAAGGUGAAAGAACAUCUUGAGAAGGUUCUUGUACAGCAGGCCACGCCGAGGGGGCAUCAUAGACCACUAGGAGAAGUUCAAAACCACGGGGAUUAUGUUACCUCAUUGAUCCGAGAAACAAAAACAAAUCGCUCUCAACCCGUGGCUAGGUACUCCCCGAGGCCCAAUAAACUUGAGGAUCAAGCACAGACUCUGACUAACAUACCUGAUGUUGGGCUUUCUUACACUCUAAAGCGAAGCAGUCCGUCCCACAAAAGCCCCCAGCCUCAUCACCCUAAGACUAAAACACCUGAUGAUCUAGUUACAGCGCUUGGCAACAAGUUAAACCAGUUAAUUCAACAGGAUAGCUUCAAAUCUAAGAUCAAAACAAAUAAAUCAACUAACACCACAGAUGAGACAUUGCGGUCCAGCUAUGAGAAGUUUCCUGCGUAUACCAUUCCUGAUCCUGCCCAUGUUGACUCGCCCACUCUCAAGCCCUUGGUCAGAGUAACACCAGGUCAGCGUAAAAUUCAUGAUGAUAACGAAAUUAUUGGUGCAGUGGCUCAAAUGAAUUUACAGUUACGAGGAAUCCCAACGCCCCCGUCACCAAGUAACGAGAAUCACGAUUUCCAAUAUGAACAAUCAAGAACUCAGCAUGACAACUCUCCGAUCAUUUCAUUGGAGGAGACUGAUCCAUCGAAUAAGAACUUUUUCUCAUGUGGUAUAAUGGGGAAAGCUGUUAGUCCCUCAGACAUUCGCAUUCAAACUCACUUAUCAAGCAUACUCAAUAACACUAAAAAUACUGUGAAGGUUAAGAAGAGGGGAACUCUACGCCCUCAGAAGCAGGGUCAAAGCACCCAUACGGGUAAGGGUGAACAUGGGUUAAGCGUAACUAAUAGACUGGGUGAUCCACUUCAUCGUGGUGUGAUGGAUAGAGAAACGGCAGGAGCAAUCGCAUCUGAACUUCUCCCCGGUGUUAGUGGACACAAGAUAAGGUUUCCGAUGCAAGCUUAUCGUAUUGUAUAGCAUUGUAACUUGUAACAUCUCAAACAGAAAUUUGACAUUUUAUACAGGGUGUUGCGGGAAGUUUUCCAGUCUUUAAUCAGUAUGCUUGGAUUAAAAGGAGUUUGAGGAGAAUAAGAAUGGUCUCCGUUUCCUCCUGGUCCCCAUGUCUUAAAGGCAGUGGACACUAUUGGUAAUUUUCAAAGACUAGUCUUCACAGUUGGUGUAUAGGGUUAAAG